Molecule: messenger RNA, 1090 nt
Organism: Fusarium oxysporum Fo47
Lineage: Eukaryota; Fungi; Ascomycota; Sordariomycetes; Hypocreales; Nectriaceae
Exons: 2
Coding region: 1-966 (321 amino acids)
Cellular component (GO): plasma membrane
Source: RefSeq, a predicted model, not a curated record
AUGGAUAUAUUCCCAGAUAAAGUCUCAAAAGCGGCUGACGCUGCAAACAUCAUCUCGGAAUUUGUUGCUCAUGAGCAAGUCUGCACUCUGUCAGAUCUGCACCGCGCCCUCUUCCGCUCGUCGGCGACCAAGAAGCAGCUGAAUGUCAAGACAAGCCCGGGUUCUGUGGCGGUAGUCGUUUUGUGCGGCUCUGCAAUAUUAUCCAUUGUAGAUACAGUCAUAUCAUCGGUGAUGAAAUUGGUCGAGGCAAUGGCAGAUGAACCGGUGGUUCUGGUCAUCACCGGUGGCAUCGGGCACUCGACCCAAUUGCUAUAUGAUGCUGUAGCUCGACAUCCCAAGUACAAUAGCAUUACUGGCCAAGUUCAGGGACAACCAGAGGCUCGGGUCUUCCAGACCAUUGUCGAGCAAUUCUUUCACCUUGAAGUUAAAAAGGGCAGCCUCAUAACCGCCGGAAAGCACCCAACACAAAAGCUCACUAUUUUGAUCGAGGAUGCCUCAACAAAUUGUGCACUAAAUGCAGUGUUCACGAGAAAGGUAUUAGACCAGCAUGGAUACACAUCACCAUAUUCUAUUGUCGUCGCUCAAGAUCCCACCAUGUGCCGGCGUACAGUUGCUGCCUUUGAGCAAGUUUAUUCUGAUAAGAUGGACGAUACUCCUGUGUUUGCCGGCUGGCCAACCUUCGUACCCAGGGUGGCGGUUCAAGACUCUAUAGCUCAAAACCAAGUGGGCGGUCUCAGUUCCUACUUGCGGUAUGACAUUGCAGAGUUUCACAACAACCAAGCCAACGGUCUUUGGGGUAUGGAACGGCUUAUGUCUCUACUUGUUGGCGAGAUUCCACGAAUGAGAGACGACCAGAAUGGAUACGGGCCGCGAGGCAAAGGCUCUAUCGUCCAUGUUGAUAUACCGCAAUAUGUCGAGGAUGCAUGGAUGAUACUUGGCGAUACACUCGGCCAGAAGAUGCGAUAGCGCAGUGUACACGCAUAGGUCGAGUGAGGUUGAUUGAAUACAUACGUACCAGAGCUGUGGAAUUGCCUUUUGCUGGUCCCACGUGCCCAAGCUUGAACCACACCGUUAUACUAUGGUAGCUUCA